Molecule: messenger RNA, 651 nt
Organism: Elephantulus edwardii (Cape elephant shrew)
Lineage: Eukaryota; Metazoa; Chordata; Mammalia; Macroscelidea; Macroscelididae
Gene: GINS3
Product: GINS complex subunit 3 (Psf3 homolog)
Exons: 3
Coding region: 1-651 (216 amino acids)
Biological process (GO): mitotic DNA replication initiation
Cellular component (GO): GINS complex
Source: RefSeq, a predicted model, not a curated record
AUGUCCGAGGCUUAUUUCCCGGUAGAGUCGGGUGCGCUGGGGCCGGAGGAGAACUUUCUUUCUCUGGACGACAUCUUGAUGUCCCAUGAGAAGCUGCCGGUGCGCACGGAGAUUCCCAUACCUCGCCUCGGCGCUUUCUUCCCGGACCGGAGUGGAAGUGCGGAGAACGACAGCACGAUCCUUCCAGGCACGAAGCUUGAAAUUCCCUUGUGGCUGGCAAAAGGACUUUUUGACAGAAAGCGGCGGAUCCUAUCUGUGGAACUCCCCAAGAUCUAUCAGGAGGGUUGGAGGACUAUAUUCAGUGCAGAUGCCAACGUGGUGGACCUCCAUAAGAUGGGGCCGCAUUUCUACGGCUUUGGCUCCCAACUCUUGUAUUUUGACAGUCCAGAGAAUACAGACAUUUCCCAGUCUCUCCUUCAGACAUUUGUUGGCCGUUUUCGCCGCAUCAUGGACUCAUCUCAGAAUGCUUACAACGAAGACACAUCAGCACUAGUGGCCAGGCUUGAUGAAAUGGAGAGGGGCUUAUUUCAAACAGGCCAGAAAGGGCUGAACGACUUUCAGUGCUGGGAGAAGGGGCAGGCUUCUCAGAUCACGGCUUCCAGUCUUGUGCAGAAUUUCAAGAAGAGAAAGUUCACUGACAUGGACGCCUGA